Molecule: messenger RNA, 3692 nt
Organism: Ricinus communis (castor bean)
Lineage: Eukaryota; Viridiplantae; Streptophyta; Magnoliopsida; Malpighiales; Euphorbiaceae
Product: homeobox-leucine zipper protein ANTHOCYANINLESS 2
Exons: 9
Coding region: 708-3107 (799 amino acids)
Biological process (GO): regulation of DNA-templated transcription
Molecular function (GO): DNA binding; lipid binding; DNA-binding transcription factor activity, RNA polymerase II-specific
Source: RefSeq, a predicted model, not a curated record
UAAUAGUCUUUAAUUUUUUAUUUUGAAAAGUCGUCAAUACAUUAUUUUAGUGUGGAUGUGUGGGAGAGAGAUAAAAGGUUUAACCUUUUUCAUGUUUGGCUUUUGGUUUCUCUGCCAUCCCUUUUGAAAGUUGAAACCUUUUCAUAUUUCUUCCUUUUGGUGCCUUUUUCAACACUGACAAACAGCUGGUCAAGAGCUCUAUGCUGUAGAACUAGAAGCUGGUUAGGGUUUUUCUUCUUUUCUCUCUCUCUGUCUCUCUUUUCUCUGUCUCAUUUGGACGGUCUUUUAUGGUGUUUCUGUCAUUUUUUCCUUGAUGGGUUUUUGCUCUAGAGAUGAAUAGGAAGGUGCGAACGGUGGAUCAGAUAGAAAGACUUUGUUUCUUUUUUCUUUGUCUUUUCUGUUUCUUGAAUUUCUAUUUCUUCUAGAGAGAGAGAGAAACUGCAAAUAAAAAGUCAUGCAUGGGGCGUUGACAAUAGAACAGCUUUUUAUCUUUUUCUCUAUCUGAUGAAAAAUGCUAGUUAAAAUCUUGGAUUAUACCCUGGAUGUUACUGAAGGUGUAAGGUCAAUACUUAGUAGGCAAGAAAGAGUAACAAAAUCUACGCACAUCUUCUGCAAAAACUGAUAGUGACCUUCUCAAUACACCCCAGAUAAAGCAAGAGUCAGAGAGAUAGAUUAAAAAAAGGGUUUCUUUCUGUUUUUCCAUUUGGAUGAGGUUUGGGGUUUUGAUGAUCCGAAACAGUGUUGAUACUGGUGGUGAUAUCAUGCAUAGUGAUGCCAUCGCUAAGCCACUCCUCACUCCAACUGUUCCCAAAUCACCUGCCCUCUCUCUCUCUAUUAAAGGCAAGAAGAUGGAUAAUCAUGGUGAUAUGGGUUUACUAGGGGAACACUUUGAUCCUAGCUUAGUUGGGAGAUUGAAGGAGGAUGGCUAUGAGAGCAGGUCUGGCAGUGAUAAUCUUGAAGGUGCAUCUGGGGAUGAUCAAGAAGCUGGAGAGGAUCAACGGCCUCGGAAAAAGAAAUACCAUAGGCAUACUCCUCUUCAAAUACAAGAACUUGAAGUUUGCUUCAAGGAGUGUCCUCAUCCGGAUGAGAAACAAAGAUUGGAGCUUAGCAGGAGGCUUGGUUUGGAAAGCAAACAAAUCAAAUUUUGGUUCCAGAAUAGGCGAACCCAAAUGAAGACUCAACUGGAACGUCAUGAAAACAUAAUCCUCAGACAAGAAAAUGAUAAGCUUCGGGCUGAGAAUGAGUUGUUGAGUCAGAAUAUGACUGAUCCCAUGUGCAACGGUUGUGGUGGCCCUGUGGUUCCUGGCCCGGUAUCUUUUGACCAACAACAAUUAAGGAUUGAAAAUGCUCGUCUCAAGGAUGAAUUAGGUCGUGUUUGUGCUUUAGCCAACAAGUUUUUAGGCAGGCCGCUCUCUUCCUCAGCCAAUCCUAUCCCACCCUUUGGUUCAAAUUCCAAGUUGGAACUUGCAGUUGGGAGAAAUGGAUAUGGGGAUUUAGGCAACGUUGAGAGUACAUUUCAAAUGGGACUUGAUUAUAAUGAUGCGAUAACGAUGCCCUUAAUGAAGCAGUUGACUGGUCCUAUGGUCAGUGAAGUUCCUUAUGAUAGAUCUAUGAUGAUUGAUCUUGCGGUGGCAGCUAUGGAUGAACUGGUUAAAAUAGCUCAGAUUGAUAACCCCCUAUGGAUCAAAAGCUUGGAUGGAGGUAAGGAUACCCUAAACUAUGAGGAGUAUAUGAGGACCUUUUCUCCUUGUAUCGGUAUGAAACCCAACAGCUUUAUUCCUGAGGCCACAAGGGAUACUGGUAUCGUUAUCAUCAAUAUCUUGGCUCUUGUUGAGAUAUUGAUGGAUGUGAAUCGAUGGUUAGAAGCAUUUCCCAGCCUAAUUGCUAGAGCCUCCACAAUUGAUGUUAUAUCAAGUGGCAUGGCUGGAACUAAAAAUGGUGCUCUGCAAGUGAUGAAUGCUGAGUUUCAAGUUGUUUCACCUUUGGUCCCUGUGCGACAAGUGAGGUUCCUUCGUUUUUGCAAGCAGCACUCGGAGGGUGUCUGGGUUGUAGUUGAUGUUUCCAUCGAUGCAAACCUAGAAAGUUCAAAUGCACACCCAUUUGCUGCCUGCAGGAGACUUCCUUCUGGUUGUAUCUUGCAAGAGAUGCCCAAUGGUUGCUCCAAGGUUACUUGGGUGGAACAUUCAGAGUAUGAUGAGAGUGCAGUUCAUCAACUCUACAGGUCAAUACUUAGUUCUGGCAAGGGCUUUGGUGCUCAGAGGUGGGUUGCCACCCUACAAAGGUACUGCGAGUGUAUGACAAUCCUUAUGUCUCCCACCAUUUCAGGUGAAGAUCAAACAGUGAUGAGUCUAAGUGGUAAGAAAAGCAUGUUAAAGCUGGCACAGCGCAUGGUGGAUAACUUCUGUUCUGGGGUUUGUGCUUCAUCGCUACGCAAGUGGGACAAGCUUCUAGUUGGAAAUAUAGGUGAAGAUGUGAGGAUUUUGACUCGAAAAAAUAUCAAUGACCCUGGCGAGCCUCCCGGUAUUGUCUUGAGUGCUGCAACUUCUGUUUGGUUGCCAGUUAUGAGGCAGAGAUUAUUUGAUUUCUUGCGAGAUGAACGAUCUAGGUGUGAAUGGGACAUUUUAUCCCAUGGUGGGAUGUUGCAAGAGAUGGUCCACAUUUCCAAGAGUCACAGUCGAGCAAAUUGUGUUUCUCUCUUGCGUUCAACUGCUGUUAGUCCAAAUGCAAACGACAGCAGCAUGCUAAUAUUGCAAGAAACAUGGCAUGAUGUGGCUAGCUCUCUAGUGGUGUAUGCACCAGUUGACAUACCAUCAAUGAGCGUAGUGAUGAAUGGUGGAGAUUCAACUUAUGUGGCUCUAUUGCCAUCAGGGUUUGUGAUUCUUCCGGAUGAUUCAUCAAGCCAAGGUGGUUCAAAUUUCUGCAAUGGGACAUUGGUGAAGAGAGAUAGUGAUGGCGGUGAUGGAGGAGGAUGUAUUCUUACAGUUGGAUUCCAAAUCUUGGUGAAUAACCUUCCUACAGCCAAACUCACAGUGGAAUCAGUCGAGACUGUCAACAAUCUCAUUUCUUGCACAAUUCAGAGGAUCAAAGCAGCUUUGCAAAUAACAUAGCUUGAAGGGAUACGUAGCUCAUAAUGCUUUUCGUUAUUUUGUUUUUUGGUUUUUUUUUUGUUUUUGGGUUUUGGCUACUGAACAUAGUAUGAAGAAAGUAUAGCAGAUAGAAGUAUGAAAUGGAGGGAGAGCCUGAAAUGAUAAUCUCGCAUGAAAAAGGGAUUUCAAGUCAAGAACGAACCGCAAUUGGACAGAACUUUUGCUGGAGAUCAUCUUGUGGAGGUCGUUCACGUGCAUCGCGGUUUUGAUUUUAGAGGUGGCAAAUUUACGACGGGUGGUGGUGGUUCGGGUAUUGACUUGGUUGGACCUCUGAGGUGCUCAGCUCUCACUUGACAACUGUUUCUGUUUAAUCUUACAUAGAAGGAAAAGAAAAAGAAAAGAAAGGAGAAUGGAGUAAUGACUGCUCAGACUGUUUAAACUAAACUUUUCAGAGUUUUAGCCUUCAGGUUGUCAUUUUGACUAAUUUUUGUUGUUUUCUUUGGUGAAGGUGUCUUCAUAAUUGUUUAUCCCCUUUCGUUUUUUCCUAUUUCUGCACAUUAAGUAUGUGUAUUUAAAGUUAAUACAAAAGCUGAAAUCUUGGUCACA